Molecule: messenger RNA, 3568 nt
Organism: Vicia villosa (hairy vetch)
Lineage: Eukaryota; Viridiplantae; Streptophyta; Magnoliopsida; Fabales; Fabaceae
Product: pre-mRNA-processing protein 40A
Exons: 29
Coding region: 221-3268 (1015 amino acids)
Biological process (GO): mRNA cis splicing, via spliceosome
Cellular component (GO): U1 snRNP; U2-type prespliceosome
Molecular function (GO): protein binding; RNA binding
Source: RefSeq, a predicted model, not a curated record
UUUUAAAAAUAAUUAAAAAUUAAAACCCUAAAAACAAAAUAGUCAUCAGCUUCAUCAAAUCAAAACCCUGAUUGUAUCAGAAACAAACCUUCGAUUUGAAUCUCUCCCUUUCAACUCAAAGCCCUCCGUAACAACCAAAAUCUCGCCGGAAAACGCAGCGGACUUGGUCGUUGUCCGCCACAAACAGGAUUGUUUGUGAAAUUUUGAUAGAUUAUAUUUUAUGGCCAAUAAUUCUCAACAACCCUCCGGCAUUCAGUUUCGGCCAGUCAUUCAUGCGCAACAAGGGCAACCAUUUGUUCCAAUGACAUCACAGCAAUUUGGACAUGCUGUUCCUUCGUCUAAUAUCGGGAUGCCUGUUAUUCAGGGUCAGCAAUUGCAGUAUUCUCAACAAAUGCAACAGUUGCCUCCAAGACAAAUUCAGCCCGGUCAUCCCGUUUCUUCACCACAGGGUAUACCUAUGCCUUAUAUUCAAACAAACAGGCCGCUGACAUCUGUUCCACAACAUGCACAGCAAGCUGUUCCUCACUCAAACAAUCAUAUGCCUGGUUUGGCUGUUUCAGGAGCACCUCCUCAAUCUUCAUAUACUUUCACACAAUCUUAUGGCCAGCAGCAAGACAAUGCUAAUGCGUUGCCCCAAUACCAGAAUCCACCUCAAAUGCUUGCGCCUCCUGCUGGACAACCUUGGCAGUCCUCAGUACCUCAGAGUGCUGCAGCGGUUACAUCAGUACAGCAGGCUGGAGUUCAAUCAUCUGGUACUGCAUCAAGUGAUACUGUUAAGUCUGCCAAUUUGAUCCACAUUCAACGCCUAGGGGCUCUGGACUGCCCAAAUGUAGUGGCAGCUAGUACCACUAACCCGAACUCUGCAUCUGAUUGGGCAGAGCAUGCUGCUGCUGAUGGGAGAAGAUACUACUACAACAAGACUACAAGGCAAUCUAGUUGGGAAAAACCUUUGGAGUUGAUGUCACCUCUUGAGAGGGCUGACGCAUCAACUGUCUGGAAAGAGUUCACUGCUUCAGAUGGAAGAAAGUAUUACUUCAAUAAGAUUACUCAGCAAUCAACAUGGACAAUACCAGAAGACCUCAAGCUGGCUCGUGAGCAGGCACAUAAAACUAUUAGCCAGGGAAUGGUGUCAAAUGCAAGUGAUACAUCCAAUGCUGCUGCCUCCUCUGCUGCAACACCAACACCAGCUAAUGCAGCUAAUUCCAACACUUUGACAUCUAACGGUCUUGCUUCAAGCCCGUCUUCUAUUACACCAAUUAUAGCCACUGAUCAUCAACGGUUGGUUUCUGGUUUAUCGGGUUCGGUAGUUACUUCAAACACCACAGGAGUUGAACCAAGCACUGUUGUAACUGUGAGCACUGCACCCACAGCAGUCACAGGAAGCUCAGGAAUAGCAGCCAACUCACUUGAUUCAAAAAUUCCAUCCAUUGUUGAAAAUCAAGCAACUAAUGAUUCUACUUCUUCUGUCAAUGGAGCUCCUCUUCAAGAUGUGGAGGAAGCCAAAAGAGGAUUUCCUGUAGUUGGACAAACUAACAUGACUCCUUCAGAAGAGAAAACCAAUGAUGGUGAAACUUUUGUAUAUGCAAAUAAGCUGGAAGCAAAAAAUGCAUUUAAAGCGCUUCUGGAAUCUGCGAAUGUUCAUUCUGAUUGGACGUGGGAACAGGCAAUGAGAGAAAUCAUCAGUGAUAAAAGAUAUAAUGCCCUGAAAACGCUUGGUGAGCGAAAACAAGCAUUCAAUGAGUAUUUGGGCCAAAGGAAGAAGCUAGAGGCUGAAGAGAGGCGCAUAAAGCAGAAAAAAGCCCGUGAAGAAUUCACGAAGAUGUUAGAAGAGUGCAAGGAGCUAAAAUCGUCCACUAGAUGGAGCAAAGCUAUUAGUAUGCUUGAAAAUGAUGAACGAUUCAAUGCCGUUGAAAGACCCAGAGACCGGGAAGAUUUAUUUGAAAGCCACAUGGUGGAACUUGAGAGAAAGGAAAAGGAAAAUGCUGCUGAGGAACACCGGCGGAACUUAGCAGAAUAUAGGAAGUUUCUUGAGUCCUGUGAUUUUGUGAAGGUGAACAGUCAUUGGCGAAAAAUCCAAGAUCGGCUAGAGGAUGAUGAUAGACACUUACUACUUGAAAAAAUUGACCGUUUGCUUGUUUACCAGGAUUAUAUUCGUGACUUGGAGAAGGAGGAAGAGGAACAGAAAAGGAUACAGAAGGAACGACUCCGUCGGGGUGAAAGGAAAAACCGUGAUGCAUUUCGCAAGUUGCUGGAAGAACAUAUUGGGGAUGGAGUUCUUACCGCUAAAACACAAUGGCGAGAUUAUUGCUUGAAGGUGAAAGAGUUACCUCAAUAUCAAGCUGUUGCAUCAAAUACAUCUGGUUCUACUCCGAGAGAUUUAUAUGAGGAUGUCUUUGAAGAUCUUGAAAAGAAGUAUCAUGAAGACAAGACACUCAUAAAAGAUACACUUAAGUCAGGCAAGAUCACAGUAGUGACCUCAUCAGUAUAUGAGGACUUCAAGUCUUCUGUAUUAGAAGAAGCUGAUUGCCAAACGAUAUCAGAGAUCAAUUUGAAGCUUUUAUAUGAAGAAUUAUUAGAGAGAGCUAAGGAGAAGGAGGAGAAAGAAGCUAAGAAACGCCAACGCCUUGCUGACGACUUUACUAACCUAUUAUAUUCGUUCAAGGAUAUUACUACUACUUCAAUAUGGGAGGAUUGCAAGCCACUUUUUGAGGAGGCACAAGAGUACAAGUCAAUUGGGGAUGAAAGCUACAGUAGAGAGAUUUUUGAGGAAUACAUUACGUACUUAAAGGAAAAAGUUAAAGAGAAGGAACGCAAGCGUGAAGAGGAAAAGGCCAAGAAGGAGAAAGAAAGAGAAGAGAAAGAGAAACGGAAAGAGAAGGAGAAAAAAGAGAAGGAAAGAGAACGUGAGAAAGAGAAGUCUAAGGAACGACAUAAAAAAGAUGACACAGAUAGUGAUAAUCCAGACAUAUCUGACAGCCAUGGUUAUAGAGAGGAGAAGAAAAAAGACAAGGAUAAGGAAAGAAAACAUCGGAGAAGACAUCAGAGUAGUUUAGAAGACGUGGAUUCUGAAAAAGACGAGAAGGAAGAAUCUAGAAAAUCACGAAGACAUGGAAGUGAACGAAAGAAGUCUAGGAAGCAUGCAAACUCUGAGUCAGACAAUGAAACUCGGCAUAAAAAACACAAGAGGGAUCACGGGGAUGGUUCCAGGAAAACUGGAUGGAAUGAGGAGCUUGAAGAUGGGGAGCUCGGCGAUGAUGUAGAGGUUUAGCUCUGCGUCCCUAACCUUUUUGCAAUGAUGAAUGUUAACCUUUUUGCAAUGAUGAAGGUUAACCUUUUUGCAAUGAUGAGAUAUAUAAUCUAACCUGUUUUGGGGAUUAUUGAUUUUUCGUUGUGCAACAACCUUGUUACUUUUCAUCUCGGGACGCACCUGUCAAUUUAGGAUUAUGUAAGAAUGAAAUCUUUCGGUUUCUGUUGUAGAUUUAUCAAAUUUUAUGUACACUAUUUUUGUACACUAUCUUUAUAUUAUGUAUACUUUUUACACAAUAUUUGUAGAUUAUGUUCUGACAAA